Molecule: messenger RNA, 1698 nt
Organism: Kalmanozyma brasiliensis GHG001
Lineage: Eukaryota; Fungi; Basidiomycota; Ustilaginomycetes; Ustilaginales
Product: Tim44-like domain protein
Exons: 1
Coding region: 1-1698 (565 amino acids)
Biological process (GO): protein import into mitochondrial matrix
Cellular component (GO): mitochondrial inner membrane
Molecular function (GO): protein-folding chaperone binding
Source: RefSeq, a predicted model, not a curated record
AUGGUGCGCGCUACACCAUCGACGGUCGCCUCGGUGCGCAUCCUCCUCGCCUCGCGCAGUGCCACCAUCGCCCCACGACGAGCGGCCGCCAUGCGCAUCAGCCCCGCUCCCUUGGCCUCAUCCAACACUCCGUCCCUCCGCGCAUUCUCCACCACCCGUCCUGCCUCCAACGCGCCCCGUUCACCCUUCGCCGUCUUCGUCGAGACCCUCAAGACCGAACUCCGCAAAAAUCGCGAGCUCCAGGAAAACAUGAAGCAAGUCUCGGGCGAUGUCGGCAAGAUGCAGGACUCUGAAACGAUGAAGCGCAUGAGGGACGCCUACGAGCGUGCGCGGAUCAUCACCUCGAUCCAGUCGAACCCGCGGUUGCAAGCUGCUGCCGAGCAACUGCGUAAGAGUGGUGGGCAAGUGGGCGAUGCUGUUGGUGCAACGCUGAGGCAGAUGGAGGAGUCCGAGCUGAUCAAAGGGUUGGGUGCGAUAAGUAAUCGUCUUGCGAGAGGGCUGGAGGAUUCCACCGCACCGAUUAGGAAUACCGAGGCGUACAAGCAGCUCUCCGAGACGCUGACAGAGGCGUUUGACGACGGUGGAUCCGCUCUGCGGAUUUACGUGGACAAGGAUAAGGACGUUGCGGAGGUGAGGCGGAUCAAGAGGGAGGCAAGGUUGCGCAAGAUUGGGAGGCCGAUGCCGAGCAAGGAUGUGGAUUCGGCGGAGGCGGCGGAGGAGGUGAUGGAGAGGUACGCGGCCAAGGAGGAGGAGAUGGCGGAAAAGGCCGAGGCCGAGGCGAGGGAGAUGAUGGAGAAGGCGGCUAGGGCGGCUGCUGCUGCCAAGGCUGCUGAAUCCGGUGCUGAGCCACCUAAGGAGGAGGAGGAGACAACAUCUGAGUCCACCACAUCAGAACAGUCGACCACGUCUGAACAGGCCACAUCCGAGCCCGACUCCAGCACAUCGACAGCUGGCCCGACCACGCCACCCAAAAAGCCCGCCGGCUUCGCCGUGCGCGUCCGCAGCGUCACGGAAAACUCCUCGGCCGGCCAAGCGCUCGUCCUCCGCCCCGAACCGGCGUACAAACAGGCCUGGUCAUCCUUCAAAUCGUCCAACCCGCUCUUCCGGCGUCUCUCCGACCUCUCGGAGGCAUACCACGAAUCCGAGAACCCCGUCAUCGAGCGUCUGCGUGGCGUCACCGACUGGUUCGGUUCCCUCUUCGACGAGAACGACUUCGCUCGUGUCACCCGUCAGAUGAAGCUCAUGGACCCAUCUUUCACGUUGGAAUCCUUCCAACGCGAGUUGCGGGAGUACGUAGUGCCCGAGCUGAUCGACGCCUACCAUGGCGCUGCUCGUCAUCUCCUGCGCCAAUGGUGCGGCGAGGCCACGUUUAAUCUGCUCAUGGCCACCGUCGACCCCUACGUCUCGAAAGGUUUCAUCCCUGAGGGAAGGUUGUUGGAUCUCAAACAGGUCGAAAUCCUUCAAGCCAAAGUGCUGGAUAACAACGUACCCGUUCUGGUCGUCAGCUUCACCAGCCAGGAGCUGAUGUUCUUCAAAGACCCCAAGACGGGCGAGGUCAAGGCAGGCAACGAGAGUCAACCCGAUCUGUGUCGCUACGCAAUGGUGCUGACGAGGGUCGAGGACGAGUUGGAUAACGAGGUCACGGGUGGGUGGAAGGUUGUUGAGCUCGCGAGGAGAGGUCAGCCUUCUUACCUCUAG